CAAUUGCCCACUCUUGGCAAUCACUCCUACGCCAUGAAGCUCGCGAAGUUCUCGCUUCCGACGCUGCUUGCUCUCGGGUCUAUCCCUGCAGGCAGCGUUGCUGUACCUACUUCGGGAGAUGUGGCAUUGGAAGACCUCUCAAGACGUGCCCUCCCCAACGCCCCUGAUGAUUACACUCCAAGCAACGUGACCUGCCCCUCCAGCAGGCCGACCAUUCGAAGCGCAGCCGCGCUGUCGAAGAAUGAAACCGCAUGGCUGGAUGUGCGCCGUCAGCAGACCGUCUCUGCCAUGAAGGAUUUCUUCGGGCAUAUCAACAUGAGCAACUUCGACGCGGUAUCGUACAUCACCAACCAUGCUUCCAACGUGUCCAACCUGCCCAACAUCGGUAUCGCUGUGUCCGGUGGCGGCUACCGGGCUCUGACGAACGGCGCCGGUGCCAUCAAAGCCUUCGACAGUCGCACGGAGGGAUCGACUCGGAGCGGCCAACUGGGGGGUCUUCUGCAGUCCGCAACGUAUCUCUCGGGCUUGUCUGGAGGUGGCUGGCUUCUGGGCUCGAUCUACAUCAACAAUUUCACCACUAUUUCCAAUCUGCAGACCUACAAGGAAGGGGAAGUGUGGCAGUUUCAGAACUCCAUCAUCAAAGGCCCCAAGACGAAGGGCCUGCAGAUCUGGGACACGGCGAAAUACUACGAGGAACUGGUCAAGGUCGUGGCCGGGAAACGGCAUGCCGGAUACAACAUCUCCUUCACCGACUACUGGGGCCGCGCGCUCUCGUACCAACUCAUCAACGCCACCGACGGAGGACCCAGCUACACCUGGUCCUCCAUCGCGCGGACCCAAGAUUUCCAGGACGGCAAGAUGCCCAUGCCGCUGCUUGUCGCGGACGGCCGCAACCCCGGAGAGGUUCUGAUCGGCAGUAACUCCACCGUGUACGAGUUCAACCCGUGGGAGUUCGGGAGCUUCGAUCCGUCGAUCUUCGGCUUCGCGCCGCUCGAAUACCUCGGAACCUACUUCGAAGACGGGCAGGUCCCCGCCAACACCACCUGCGUGCGCGGCUACGACAACGCCGGAUUCGUGAUGGGGACGUCGUCGAGUCUCUUCAACCAAUUCAUCCUGAAGCUCAACACGACGGACCUGCCCAGCACGCUCAAGAACAUCGCGGCCGAGAUCCUGGAAGAUCUGGGGGAGCGCAACGACGACAUCGCCAUCUACUCGCCCAACCCGUUCUACCAGUACCGCAACGCGUCGGUCGCGUACGAGCAGACGCCGGACCUCAACGUCGUCGACGGCGGCGAGGACAAGCAGAACCUGCCCCUGCACCCGCUGAUCCAGCCCAACCGGCACGUGGACGUGAUCUUCGCGGUGGACUCGUCGGCCAGCACGGCCAACAGCUGGCCCAACGGCAGUCCCCUGGUGGCGACGUACGAGCGCAGCCUGAACGCCAGCGGCAUCGGCAACGGCACCGUCUUCCCCAGCAUCCCCGACAAGAACACCUUCAUCAACCGGGGGCUCAACACGCGGCCCACCUUCUUCGGCUGCAACAGCUCCAAUAUCACCGGGCCUGCGCCGCUGGUCGUCUACCUCCCCAACUACCCGUACACCACCUACUCCAACAAGUCGACCUUCCAGCUCAAGUACGAGAUCGCCGAGCGCGACGCGAUGAUUACGAACGGCUACAACGUCGUGACCGUGGGCAACGGGUCCCGCGCGGCGUACGCCGACUGGCCGACGUGUGCCGGCUGCGCCGUGCUGGCGCGGUCGUUCGAUCGCACUGGCACGGAGGUGCCGGCCGUCUGCACCAGCUGUUUCGAGAAGUAUUGCUGGGACGGCACGCGGAACAGCACGGAGCCAGCCGCGUACGAGCCGAGUGUGUUGCUGGCGAAUGCGAAGAAGUCCGGCGCGGGAGGAAGGGAGGCGUUUGCAGCGAGGUGGUUGUAUAUAGUCGUCCCGGUAGUUGCGGCGUGGACUGGAUUGGUCUAA
Messenger RNA from Aspergillus japonicus CBS 114.51, 1980 nucleotides. RefSeq lists its product as uncharacterized. Gene Ontology annotation, biological process: glycerophospholipid catabolic process. NCBI's taxonomy places the organism in Eukaryota, Fungi, Ascomycota, Eurotiomycetes, Eurotiales, Aspergillaceae. The record is from RefSeq and is a predicted model, not a curated record. Gene Ontology annotation, cellular component: intracellular membrane-bounded organelle; cytosol. The transcript is spliced from 2 exons. Gene Ontology annotation, molecular function: A2-type glycerophospholipase activity. Bases 34 to 1980 code for a protein of 648 amino acids.